AUGGGCGGGGUGCGGUUCGCGCCGGGGCCGUUCGCGUACAAUGCGCGGGUCGGGCUCGCGCUGUUGCCGCCCCUCAUGAUCCUGGCGAACUGCGGCGGGCAGCUCGUCCUCGGAACCCUGCUCGUCGGGACGCUGUGCGCCUACAUCCUGGACGCGACGGGCGUCAAGGAGGGGGCCCUGGCGUCGCUCUGGGGCACCAUGAUCCUGUCGAACCUCGAGCUCAUCCUCACGGGCGCGCUGUCCGAGGGCCACCGCCCGACGCUGCUCACGCUCCUGCUCACCCUGGCGUCCACGUGCCUGCUGCUCCUGACCGGCGUGUGGGCGACGCUGCAGUUCCGGUGGAUCCAGGUCACGUCGCCCGCCGCGGCCGUGUCGCUCGAGCGCCUCCUCCUCACCGCCGCGGGGCCCGUGGCCGCCGUGCUCCUCGCGUGGUGGCUCUCCGUCGCCGUCGGACCGUCCCUCGCGCCCUUCUACCUCCUCCCAGCGCUGCCGGCGCUGUACUUCAUGCUGGGGCGCGCCCUCGUGAGCUCGUUCCACCGCCCGGCGGGCCCGGAGAGCAAGGCGGGCCACGCACCGCCCGCGUCGGCGCUCGCGGUGGGGCCCACCGAGGCGCUGGUGGCCUUCCUGGUGUACACGCUGCUGCCGGCGGCGCACUACCUCGGCACGCACGCCUUCGACCUCCUCCACUGGGAGGCGCUGUGGUCGCUGAUGCUGCUGGUCUCCGUGCCGCCCCUGGUGAUGCUGUCGGGGCACCGCGGCGUCUGGUGGGCCGAGGAGCUGCUGUCCGCGCGGGACGCGCGCAUCAUACAGCACGCCGGGCAGGCGCUCGCCGGCACCGUGGCCCUCGCGGGCGCCCAGGGCCGGAUCAUCAUGCCCAGCUUCGGCCAGUACAUCAAGGCCCCGCCCCCGUGGAACCACGUCGAGGUGUCCGUCGCGCUGUUCGGCGGCGCGCUCGCGGCGGCCGGCGUGCUGUCCGGCUGGGUGAGGCGGCGCCUGCCCGCGGGCACGUCGAGCGUCAUGGUGCUGCUCGCCGCCGCCGCCGUCAGCGUCGCCGUCGGGCUGCCGAUGUGGCUCACGCCCGCGCCGAUCGUCGCCGCGGGCUGCCUCGCGUCGGUGCUCGAGGACUUCGACCCGUCCAUCUACGCGGCGUUCGUCGUGCUGUCCACGGCCACGGGCGGGUGGCUGAUGCGGCACCACUUCGGGUUCCUGGACGUGCGCGUGGCGGGCGUGCCCCUCUCCCACGUCAACGCCGGCGCGCUCCUGCUCUUCCUGCCCGCCCUCGCGCUCCCGGGGAUGGUCUACUGCCGCGCCCCGCGGUCCGCCGUCGCCGCCGCGAUGCUCGCGCAGGCCGCGGGCGAGCUCCUGCUGGAGGAGCACCUCUUCACGUCGGGGCACGGCGAGGAGCACCUGUACCCGCCCUGGCUCGUGGUGGCCACCUCGGUGGCCGGCGCCGCGGGGACGUACGCCGCGGAGAGCUCCGGGCGGCUCCCCGCGGUCGCGGCGUGGGCGCUGCACUGCGCGUACCUCUCCAAGUCGGCCAUGGUGCUCCUGCCGGAGGUGUCGGUGGCCAAGGAGGCGCUCGCGCUCGCGCUGGCCGUGUCGCCGCCCGUGGCGCUGUACGGCGCGUCGACGCGGCAGCUCGACGGCGCGCGGCCGCUGUCGCGCGACCGCGAGGGGCUGCAGCGCGCGUCGCUGGGCGCGGGCGCGGCGUGGCUGCACGUCCUCGGGAUGGUCGUCGCGCUCGCGUACGCGCGCUUCUCGUUCUUCGACGUCCUGCGGCGGCUCGUCGGCGCCGCGCCCUCGCAGGCCACCGUCCUGGGCGUCAUGGCGCUGGGGCUGGCGCUGGGCUGCGCGCUCCUCGUCGGCCGGUUCUUCCCCUUCAGCACGAGCGCCCGCCUCGGCGUGACGCUCGUCGGCGUCAUCGGCGCCCUGCUCGUGCUGCUGCGCCCCCCGCUGCCCGUGCACGGCGGCGCCAAGUGCCCGCACCUGCCGUUCGGGCUGUGCCCGCGCCUGUGGGACGCGUCGCACGUCCCGGACAACCAGAUCGACGACUACGCGAUCUACGGCCCCGCGAUGGGCGUGCGGCGCCACUGGCCGCUGUGGCUGCUCAUCCUGGCCGCCGUGCUCAUGCUCGGCGCGCUGGGCGGCGGGCGGCAGGCCGGGCAGCGCCAGGCGGCGCGCGCGGCGAUCCGCGGCGGCGCGGGCAUCGCGGCGGGCGCGCUCGUGGGCGGGUACGUCGCGCUGGAGCUCACCCCGGGGAUGCCCGCCAUCCAGCUGCUCAUCUUCGCGUCCACGAUGGCGACGGCGCUGUUCGUGUGCAUCCUCGAGCUGCCCGUCGCGGUCGCGGGCCUCGCGCCCGUCGCCAGCCUCCCGUGGCUCAUCGCGGUGUGGGCCGCGUGCCUGCCGCUGGCGCUGCUCGCGACGUACGAGGGCGGGGCGGACCCGGGGGGCGCGGCCGCGGAGGCGGCGGGCGCGACGGCGCGCGACGCGUGGGCCGUGGUGUCGGAGGAGCGGCGCGAGACGUCGCGCGCGGCGAUCGUGGCGGCGGCGGCGUCGCAGGCGCUCAUCCUGGCGCUGGCGAUGAAGCUGCGCGUGAGCCGCGCGCUCGGGCCGGGGGGCGCCUCGGACGGGCCGGCGCGAGGGCAGGCGGGCGCGCGGGGGGCGGCGGGCAAGCCGAGCGCGUUCACGGCGGGGUCGAUGGGGGCGCUGCAGCGCGUGGCGGGGUUCCUGGGGUCGUCGUGCGCGCCGGGGCGGUCGGCGGCGGCGCCCGUGGACCGCAUGGCGGGGAUGUCGGGGGGCGGGGGCGCGUGGAUGAAGCUGGCCGCGGAGGGGCUGGGCUGGCUGCCGACGGCGGGCAACGCGGCGACGCUGCUGUGCUUCGUCACGGGCGCCGUGCUGUCGCGGUGGUUCAUGGACCGCGCGUCGCUCUCGGUGCUGUCGCUCGCGCCCGUGCUGCUCCUGCUCAACCAGGACGCGUACCUGCUGCCGAACCUGACGCAGGCGCGCCGGUACGCCCCCUUGGCGGCGGCGGUGUCGUCGGCGCUCGUGGCCAUCUCGCUGGUGGAGGCGGUCUCCAGCGCCCCGGUCGACACGGGCUCCGACGUCCUCACGGUGGCGCGCAGCUCGCAGUCGUCGUUCUUCCCGCUCCUCGCCGUCGGCCUCGCGGUGCCCAGCCACCUCAUGCUGGUGACCUACCUGUGGACGCGGCGCUGGGUGCCGGCGUACCGCGUGGCGCUCGUGACGCCGCUCAACAUCGCGUCGCUGCUGAUGACCGGCGGGGACUCGGGGCAGGUCCUCGGCGCGCUCGGGCUCGCGGGCGGCGUCGCGCAGUUCUUCAUGAUGUACUCGAGCAAGGUGCAGGGGCUGCGGAUGGUGUGA
Pedinophyceae sp. YPF-701 is the source of this 3378-nucleotide messenger RNA. The record is from the annotation of a GenBank genome assembly. NCBI's taxonomy places the organism in Eukaryota, Viridiplantae, Chlorophyta, Pedinophyceae.